UUUCACAGUGACUCAGACUGUUUCUUAUUCAGGCUACAUUCCUCUAAUAUCAAAGUGCAAAGUCAGCUGUUAGGUAAGUUUAUCAAAGCAAGAAAUUACGCAGCUAAGCAAGAAACCCACUCUGCCAUAUGCACAAGUUUACUGCUCUCAAGCACCAAAAUUAUUCCACUGAAGUUCAAGGAUGAAUUGCUCUUCUGAAACCUUUGUACACUCUGCAGUAUAAAAGAAGAAAUUCUAUUAGAAGCUUAUGUGCAUAUGGCUUAAUUCAAGAUGGAAACAAUGUGGAAAUGGCCAAUCACCAUGAUCUUUGGAAGUGGAGACAGAAUAUGAUGUGCAAAAAAGGGACCUAAGCUUGGCUCUAAACUCUGGUGAUGCAGAUUCUGCCCGGCUUGUUCAUUGGCAACUUUAAAGAUGCCCGAGAUGUAGAGCAAUUGAGCAAGAAUAACAUUACGCACAUUCUUUCCAUUCAUGACAGUGCCCGUCCUAUGCUUGAGGGAGUGAAGUAUCUCUGUAUUCCUGCUGCUGACUCACCCUCGCAGAACUUGGCAAGGCAUUUCAGAGAGAGCAUCAAAUUCAUCCAUGAGUGCCGGCUUAAAGGUGAAGGCUGCCUAGUUCAUUGCCUUGCAGGUGUCUCCAGGAGUGUAACAUUGGUGGUUGCCUACAUUAUGACCAUCACAGACUUUGGCUGGGAAGAUGCACUGUCUGUUGUCCGAGCAGCAAGAUCCUGUGCCAAUCCCAACAUGGGCUUCCAGAGACAGCUACAGGACUUUGAAAAGCAUGAUGUCGAUCAGUUCAGGCAGUGGCUGAAAGAAGAAUAUGGUGAAAACUCUUCUCAGGAUCUGCAAGAAGCCAAAAAUCUUCUGAGCAAAUAUAAAGAGCAGGCAGAGUUGCAGCAGAGUACUGGGGGAAGACAGUGGAAUAACAACUUCUCGUCUGUGCCAUCCCUCUCAUACAGCAACUACACAACAGAGACCUAAUUGUAGAAGGUUGAAUUUUUCUACCUUUGAAAAACAUCUUGCCAUAAUUUCCAUCCCAUCUUCAAGACUGUCAGCAGUAAUCAUGCAAACAGUUGAUUUGUAGAAAGCUUCUUGAUGAAAAUACUACAUUAUGUGUGUGUGGGUGAGUGUGUUUGACACAGUUUUAUAAUUUGGGCAGGAUCGAGCUCUUUGUAUGCUCAGAAACAUGAUCCAGUUACUGUGGCUAAGCCAGUUUGUCUGUUAGCCCCAGCUGUUAUCCCCACAUAGCCUGGCAUUUGCUGUGAGGUUAGCUCAACUCCUUUCGUUGUAGGCUAGCAAAGGGCCCUGAGAGAUGAACUCUGGUGAUUCAAGCUGUGGCAGUUUGACAUCUCUGUGCUUUUAAUGUGGCAAAGAUGUUAUUGCACCUGAAGAAGGGAACUCAAGUCUGUCUCUGCUGCUGCUGUUCACAGUUCAUUGGCAAGUAAUACCCUGGAGAUGGACUUGCACUUGAAUGCUAGACUGUAAACUGAAGCAGGUGAGAUACAUGCAUAUACCUUUCUGGCAACAGUAACAUGUAGGGGAGAAGUGUGACAGACAGCUCUGACUAAUAACAUCUUCAACUGCCACAAUUGUACUUGCUUCAGUGCACGUGAGACAGAGCUGUCGGUAGAACUGCCGCAGACCAAGAGCACAGAGGCUGUCACCACAGUUCAGCUGAUAUGCAGUGAUUUAAGCCAUGUUCGCUUGAUCGUUGGGAAACCAGAUGCACAUGAACUUCUCUGGAGAGUAGUUUGUCAGGUUUCCAGUACCACUGACCUUCAUUCCCUGUGGAACACGUGCCUCUUCAACACAUGCCCCUUCGCGUGUGGUAACGUGUCUCCAAAGAGUGGGCUUGGUGUGAGUGCGAGCACCUGUUUCAUUGCUUGUGCUGUGGUUUGCUCUUUGACUUCAGCUACCUCAGAAAUGCUGUACUUGUCAUUGUGGUUGUAAAUGCAACCUUGAAAAUUGCCUUGUGUAAUCUUAAUUUGACACUGAGUGAUGUAAGUGUGCGAGUGUGUGUAUGUGUGUGCGGGGGGUGCGUGUGCAUGUUUCACAGAUGUCUGUAUUAGAAAAGUUUUUCUUUUAAAAUUGCCCAUAUUCCUCACUAGUUUAAAAUUUGAGUUGUUUGACUUUCUGCCAUUUAAAAACCAUAUAUAUUUUGCUGUGAUCAGAUUUAUAGGAAUGCAUUUAUAAACUAUGUUUUAAACUAGGUUAAAAUUAGGGGCCGUACUCUGCUCUUGGUUAACCUGGUCUGUUUCUAGAAUGGAGCCAUUGCCUGACUUAAGUGUAUUCUAAGAGUGUAACGUCAAAUAUGUCGCCAGAGAUGCUGGGCAGUAUGUUGGUUUCUGAUGGUGUAAUUGGGGUUGUCCCUGCUGCCAAGAUAAUAGUUUCUUGUCUUUGUCUCAGAGGAUGAAAGGCCUUUUUUCCUGAGGAUUGAAUAAAAAUUAAAAUCUCUCUCUGAAUAACCAGGGUAUUUAAAAACAAACGAACCCCGUAGUUGUUUAAAUGUGAUGUAUAUCAUGCUAAAAACUGAGCACUGAGGGAGAGUCAGUCAGCAUACUAAAUAUAGCUGUAAUCUCUUUCAGUUGUUUUGGUACUCUCGCCUCCCAUCCCUUCACAAAAUUCCUCUUCGUGUGACUUCCUGCUUGCUUUGGGUGGCAGUGGAUUCUUUGGAUGCUGAGAGCAAGGCUUUUGGGGUCAAGUAAGCUCAGGCCUUGUUAAAUAUUUUCAUAUCGUGUGUGUUCUGUUUUGUGAAAUAUGGAUCUUGUACAUCAAUAAGUGUCAAAAAGGAGAAGAAAAGGGAUGGGGUGAAACUGGCCUGAGCUCUUCAUCCAAGUCCAAGCCUAAAUCAGACUUUUCAUUGUGCGUGUGCUUUAGGUGUUCUGAACAAAAUUGGAGCAGGUUGAUCAUAUCCAUGUUGGAGUAAUAGGUGCUGUUGGGCUCGGGAAGGGUACUGGAGUUUGUUUUCAACCUUUUGUAGCUAAAUGAACCUCUACCUAUUUGGGAUGUCCAGCACCUGUGUUCUGUGUUUGCCUGGUAACAGGAGUAUUUGACUCUUCUCAGAGGUGUUGGGCUGCAAAUAAGUAGCUGUUUAGGAAUUCCAGCACAGCAGUACCCUCUGUGCUCUGAGAGUGGACGUGCUAAAUGGAAAAGGCUUUCCUUGGUAACAGGGUCUGAUAGACAUGCAGGAUGGUGGUCCGUUUGUUCAGCCCUCUCAUAAGUGUAAGAUCAGCUUGUCCCCGGAGGGUAGCUACCAGAAGUACUCUGCUGAUGCUCUUGCAGGUAUCCAGCCAGUCCAUCCUGUAGGUGACUGCUAGCAGUAUGUACUCUGUAAUAUCUUUGGUCCUCUCGUCCUUGGAGUAGUAACGCUGUGAGCGCAGAUAAGUUGGCAGUUUGUCUACUCUGACAAAUGCAAGGCAGAGCAGGAGACACGUUAAUGAUUGUGCAUCUGUAUUGAUUUUCUGAAGUAGCUUUGUUAUCCCCACAGAAUCAGUCCCAGAAAUGGGAUUUUCUUAGAACCGAAUUUGGAUUUAGGGCCAUCUAGCCACAUCAAUGUGCAUUAUGCUGCAACUGGUAAGCAGAUACAGGGUAAAGCAGGAAGACAGGGAAUGCCAUAUUAUCAGCAAAUAGAAGUGCUUCUCUCCUUUUAAAAGACAGAAGGUACUUUCUGUUGUCUCUUGCUUCCACAUCUUUAGUGGACUGUACAUGCUACAUAACAUAUUUAAGAGUGGCAAAAGAGGAGCGGCAGUAUAAGAAAACUUGAAUCUGGGUCCUCUGUAGGUAGCAGGAGGAUAGUUUACACUUUUAUCACUAUAAGGUGCAGAAGAGAGAGUAGCUACGAUUCUCGCCUUUGGUCUUCUAGAAAAAGAGAGGGGCAAACACUGACUGAGAACUUGACGUGAUUUGUCUUCCAGCCAACCUUUCAGUGGCAGCGUGUAGGUCUUUCUAGGUAUAGGGAACAUGACCCCCGUCCACAUCUUCAUUGUCGGCCUUUAUAGUGUAGGUGAUGGAUUCAGUUGUUUUGUUUCUGUACUUCAAACCAUUGUCCUCAUUUUGAUGUUCACUGGAAAAUGUAUAAAGUUUAUAACACCUUAUUGGAUAUCCAGAUUUGAAAUGUGUAAUCAUUUUUUUUGUAAACUUGAUAUCCAUGUGUGAUUAUAAGGAAAUAUGUAGUGUUAUACAAUGUAGGUAACGGGUAAAUGCAUUAAUAUUUAUUACCCUGAUUUUUAACCUGGAAAGAGUUGCUUCUUUACAUUUUGUGAUUGGUUGGGAAGAUAUGGCAAAUCAUAUCUGUUUUUUAAAAAGGGCAGUAAUAACAUUGGUUGCUAUAAUGGCCACUGUCUAUAAAGAAGUCAGUGAAAAAUUAUAGUAAUUACUUUAGCUAGUUUAAAAGCUCUCAACCUGGUAAGCUUCUUGAUUCUUUGUCUUCCUGUUCCUGGGCAUCUUAGCAAAGCCUUGAUUGCAUUUUCCAAAUGUUUGUAUUUAAUACGUUCUACAAUUUUUUUAUAAAUAAAAGUAAAUGUUAGCACCUGA
Molecule: messenger RNA, 4529 nt
Organism: Cygnus atratus (black swan)
Lineage: Eukaryota; Metazoa; Chordata; Aves; Anseriformes; Anatidae
Gene: DUSP22
Product: dual specificity phosphatase 22
Exons: 9
Coding region: 372-977 (201 amino acids)
Biological process (GO): transforming growth factor beta receptor signaling pathway; positive regulation of JNK cascade; regulation of cell population proliferation
Cellular component (GO): cytosol
Molecular function (GO): protein tyrosine/serine/threonine phosphatase activity
Source: RefSeq, a predicted model, not a curated record